AUUCGGCAAAAAUAAAUAUCCGACAGCUGCAGGUCACUGCAAUGUAUGCAGAUGCACUAACGUUUCAGGGAUGCCCAAACUCAGUCCUGGAGGGACCUGCAGAGUAUAGAUCCAACCCCAAUUAGACACACCUGAACCAGCUAAUCAAGCGCUUACUAGUCAUACUAGAAUCUUCCCGACAGGUGUGUUGAGGCAAGUUGGAGCUAAACACUGCAUCCCUCCUGGACCGAGUUUGGUCACCCAUGCACUUAACUUAUAGGGCUAUAGAUAAAUAUGUUAAAUAUUUGAUAACAGAUGUAAAGGUUCACAUUAACUGAUGUUUAAUUUAUUAACGUAUACACCCUUACUGUAAAGUGCUACCUAGAUUAUGCAUUGUUGAUUUGAUUUUAAGUUUGAUUAGCAUUGAAUUCUAAAUAAUUGGCUUUAACAGUGGAAUGCAGAAGAAGACACUACGUUUGUGUGGAUGUUGAGCUCAAAUCUUGGGAUGGGGCUAAUGUUUAACAUGUAAAUUCAACCUCCUGAAGGUUCUGGCCAGUUUAUAUCUUCUUUUUCACAUUCACAAGCACAAUGUCGAGCAGAAGGAAGUCCACGACCCCCUGCAUGGUGCUUCCGUCAGAUGUCGUAGAGCAAGACCCUGAUAUGGAGGCUCUGGAAGGGAAUGAAGGAGCUGAGAGUGUGGCAGAAGGUCCCACCGAGGGAGCAGUGGUUCCCAUGGAAACAGAGACAGAAUAUGAAGGGAUCCAUUUCUCGAGUGAGGACUGUCGUUCUUCAGGAAAACGCUCAGGUCAAACACCACUAGAGCAGCCCAUCUCUGAUCUGACCGCUGAAGGUGGUUUUGUGCAGACAGAGAUGGAAGAUAGCGAUGACCCCUCAGUUACUGGAAUCCCUCUUAGCAAGACUCCUAUUAUGAAAAUGAAAAGCAAAUCUGAACCCAAGAGAAUAGCUGUUUCUCUAAAAGUCGUGAGUGAAAGCGAGGCAGUGACUGAAAGUGAGAUGGAACUGGAGCCAUUGGAAGCAUCAGUCAUGGGCACUUCCAUAGCACCAGAACACAUGAGCCCAUUGCUCACAGAGUCUGUAAAGCCCAGCGUUCUAGUCAAUAUUUCAAACCCUGUGGUAGCAGAUCAGAAGAAGCUGGUUAUGAACCCUGCAACCGUUCUUCCAGCCGGAUUGGCCCAGGUGCUUUCUGCUUUGCAGGCCCAGCAGAGCGCUCAAACUCAACUUCUAAUACCAGUAAGUAGUAUACCCACGUAUAAUGCUGCAAUGGACUCCAAUGCAGUCCUGGUCAACACCUACAAGAAGUUCCCUUACCCAUCGGUGUCUGAAAUCAUGGGACUUGCAGCCCAGACCAAAUUCAGUGAGGAGCAGAUAAAGAUCUGGUUUUCAGCUCAGCGUUUGAAGCAUGGCGUCAGCUGGACCCCAGAAGAGGUUGAGGAGGCGAGGAGGAAGCAGUUUAAUGGCACAGUCCACACAGUUCCCCAGACCAUCACAGUUAUACCAGCCCAUCAUCUUUCUGCCACUAACGGCCUGCAGUCUAUUCUUCAGACUUGCCAGAUUGUGGGUCAGCCAGGUCUGGUUCUUACACAGGUAGGCACAGCCAAUAGCCUCCCAGUGACCACCCCAAUAACCCUGACAGUAGCAGGAAUGCCCAAUCAAAGCCAGACGCCCAAGAUUGCAACCAAUCAAACAAGCCCUGCGCUCAGUGAAACUAAAAGAGCUACCACCAUUCAGCCCCCAUCGCUGACCCCUCAAGAGAACUCCGCACUCAGCGCUGAUCACUUUGGCAUGCGGCCUAAGAAAUCCAAGGAACAGUUGUCUGAAUUGAAAGCAAGCUAUCUGAAGAAUCAGUUUGCCAGUGAUGCGGAGAUAGCUAGGCUAAUGAAGUUGACCAACCUCACCAAAGGUGAGAUUAAAAAGUGGUUCAGUGACACCCGAUACAACCAGCGCAAUUCUAAGAACAGUCACGCCUUCAUCAUGAAUGAUAAUCCCAGGGGUAGUAGCAGUGCCACCAUUGUUAUUGACUCUAGUGAUGAAACACCACAGUCUCCGAUGCCAUCACCCGUCAAAGAGAAGGAGACACACGCCAAGACCUGGAACCCCUUCCCGGACUUUACCUUGCAGAAGUUUAAAGAAAAGACACCAGAGCAGUUGGUGGUCCUAGAGGAAAGCUUUCAGAAAUGUGACACACCAACUGAUGAAGAGCUUAGCCGGCUGAGGGCCGAGACCAAACUUACCAGACGUGAGAUCGACGCCUGGUUCACCGAAAAAAGAAAAACCCCUGUGCCCGAUUCCUCAGAGUCGAAAGCAGAUGGUGAAAGAUCCCAAAAGAAGGGGAGCCAAACUCCACCUGGAGGAAAGAAACUGAGCAAAGAGAAGGUUACUAAGAAAACACCUGAGCAGCUUCAUGUUCUAAAGACUGCGUUUGUUCGCACCCAGUGGCCCUCGACAGAAGAAUAUGACCAGCUGGCUGAGGAAAGCGGACUGCCUCGUUCCUACAUCGUCAACUGGUUUGGCGAUACACGCUAUGCCUGGAAGAAUGGCAACUUGAAGUGGUAUUUUUAUUAUCAAAGUGGAAACGUAGGAGGAACAAAUGGCAACAAAAACAGAAAACGGAGGAUUCGAAAUCGCGGUUGGGGAAGAACCCGUAGUAGGAAAGCGAAGAAGCACACUGAAUCGGAGAAGAAUCUACCAAUCAGGUUCAAGUCUGGACGGGAUAUUCUGAAGGAGUACUACUUGAAGCACAAGUUUCUGAACGAACAGGACUUGGAUGAGCUUGUCGCCAAGUCUAACAUGAGCUAUGAGCAGGUGAGAGAGUGGUUUGCAGAGAUUCAUCGGAAGGAGGAAAUGGGUACCAACCCGUUUGAAGAUAAAACGGGAAAUGAAGAACAAGAUGAGGAGGAGGACAAGCAUCAGGGUGAAAAUGAGACCGCAGUUGAGGAGCAAGGACCUGCUUUGGGAGAUGAAGACUGUGAUGAGGAUGAUGAUGACACUGAUGACAGCGAUGCCUGGGAGCCUCCACAGAGUGUUCGAAAAACAUUGUCUGUGUCUGAGGUUCAGUGAUCUUUCUGAAUUGGCUUUAUUCUGAGCAAUGACCCUUGAUGGAAAACCAUGACUGUGUUGGGUCUCCACCACAUGCCCUCCACCACUGCACCAAUUCUGCUUGUAUUUUACGUAGUUUCACGUAAGAUUUGAAGAGAUCUUUUCAGCAAAAACAUUGAGGAGAAGAACGGUUUUUGCUCAGAAUGAUUGACUACAUUCAAACAUUUAGAAAUCAUGCACAUGAACAGGUUUUUUUUCUUUUUUCCUUUUCUCUCUGCGCCUUUUGAAGUGCAGCGAUAACUCAAGGUCCCUUGAAUAAUAAUAAUAAUGUCAUGCAUACAAUUUGAACUUGUGUCUACCAGAAUUGAUCAUGCACCUUAACCCUUGUACAUGCAAAGACAUCCUAGGCCUCUAUAGGGUCUUUUAAAAUGGGCUUUUUUUCAUUUGGAGUCAAAUGGAGAACACUUAGUGCCAAAGGUAUAGUAUUGAAU
This is a messenger RNA of Carassius carassius (crucian carp), 3527 nucleotides long. Its product is annotated as zinc fingers and homeoboxes protein 1-like. Gene Ontology annotation, cellular component: nucleus. Gene Ontology annotation, molecular function: DNA binding; DNA-binding transcription factor activity, RNA polymerase II-specific. Gene Ontology annotation, biological process: regulation of transcription by RNA polymerase II. Bases 568 to 3057 code for a protein of 829 amino acids. The record is from RefSeq and is a predicted model, not a curated record. The transcript is spliced from 3 exons. NCBI's taxonomy places the organism in Eukaryota, Metazoa, Chordata, Actinopteri, Cypriniformes, Cyprinidae.